Peronospora matthiolae is the source of this 651-nucleotide messenger RNA. The record is from the annotation of a GenBank genome assembly. NCBI's taxonomy places the organism in Eukaryota, Oomycota, Peronosporomycetes, Peronosporales, Peronosporaceae.
AUGUACGAAGGGAUUGACAACCUGAAAUCCCUUUACGACCGUGCCGGGAAGACUUUCUCCGGCGGUCCUUCUGCGGCACAGGAUGUGUCGCGUCGUACUGCUCGACCAGACCCAGUACGUCAACCAUCAAUUGGGAGCGGGGCUCCCAAGAAUCCCAGGACGGGGGAUAGCCGCGCCACCGGACGAGGUAACUCGUCCGACGUCCGUUCACGUCGCGGUGGUUCAACAGCUGCUCUACUAGAUAGCGCUGGCCACCGCGAGAGUCCUCUAAUGGAGGUGGAGGAGGAGGAAAGACGCUCUCCACACGAUCAUGUGGAUCGGUGUGUUCCCGAGAGCUUCUUUGAUCGCGUAACGCAAGGGUUACGCGACGAUCUCGAGCAUGAGCGGAAUAGGCGUCUCCAGAUGGUGGACACUGCCUCGAAGCAUCGAGCUGAGUUUGCCUUUGCUCAGCUUGAGAACGAGAGAUCUCUGACAUCUCUUCGUGACGAGCUAAGGGUAGCUCGUGGGAUUGUUGAUCGGUCUCAGGCUGAGAUAACUGCUCUUCAGACCCUUGUUGAUGCCCACCAUCAGGAGCACAAGGCUCUCUGCGAGAUGCUUGAGCGCAAGGGCGUUCUUCAUCGGAAGAAGCAGCGUACUGAUGGUACGGCUUAA